AAUCUGCCACAUUUCCACCCGCACGCCCACAAUGCGCUGGCUACAGCUCCUCACGGCCUCGCUGCUGCCAUUCACGGCGAUUGCUGCCAAGAAGUCGUCGGGCGACCGCUUCGCCGACUUCCGCUCCAAGUCGUCCUCCGGCCCGCUCAAGCUCGACGAUGCCAGCUACACCCAAUUGACUAAGGCGCCCCGGGACUACUCCAUCGCCGUGCUGCUGACUGCUUUGGAGACUCGAUUUGGGUGUGUCUUGUGCCGCGAGUUCCAGCCGGAAUGGGAUCUGCUGGGGAAGAGCUGGGCGAAGGGCGACAGAGAGGGGAAGAGCAGGCUGGUCUUUGGCACGCUGGACUUUGUGGAUGGAAAGAACACGUUCCAGUCGUUGAUGCUUCAAACCGCCCCGAUCCUGCUCUACUUCCACCCCACCGUGGGCCCCAAUGCGAAGGUUGACUCGCAGCCCGUCCGCUUCGACUUUACCAACGGACCGCAAUCCGCCGAGCAAAUCCAAGCUUGGGUUGCGCGCCAGCUCCCUGCUGACGCUCCCAAGCCUUCCGUCUCACGUCCCAUCAAUUACGUUAAGAUCAUCACCGUCUCGACCGCCGUGCUAGGUGGAAUCACCUUUGUUGCUGUUGCAUCGCCCUACGUUGUCCCGAUUCUGCAAAACCGCAACAUCUGGGCUGCUUUCAGUCUCAUUGCUGUGCUGCUCUUCACUAGCGGCCACAUGUUUAACCACAUUCGCAAGGUACCCUAUGUCUCUGGAGACGGCAAGGGUGGAUUGAGCUACUUUGCUGGCGGCUUCAGUAAUCAGUUUGGUCUCGAGUCGCAGAUCGUUGCGGCUAUCUACGGUGUCCUUUCCUUCGCUACCAUCUCCCUCGCGCUCAAGGUGCCCCGCAUCGCCGAUCCCCGCGCCCAGCAGUUCGCCGUCUUCCUCUGGAGCGCUGUCCUCCUCGGCAUGUACAGCUUCCUCCUAAGCGUCUUCCGACAGAAGAACGGCGGAUAUCAGUUCUGGCUGCCCCCUUUUUAAGCGCGAGUCCCGUUCGGCGCCGAGCAAAAGAGAAGGAAAAAGAGCACAAGUUGUGCCCUUGCAGUGGUCGGAGGUGUGGAGCGUAGCUGGAAAAGCGAGCUCCUAAUGUAGAAUUGGUAAAAUUUAUUGCGUGUAUAUUGCAUCAGCCGGCGUUGAGGCUGGAAAGGAAAAUAAAGAUAUCUAUUCAAAUCGCAUUGCGCUCC
This is a messenger RNA of Paraphaeosphaeria sporulosa, 1221 nucleotides long. RefSeq names its product oligosaccharyl transferase-like protein subunit. NCBI's taxonomy places the organism in Eukaryota, Fungi, Ascomycota, Dothideomycetes, Pleosporales, Didymosphaeriaceae. The transcript has 4 exons. The record is from RefSeq and is a predicted model, not a curated record. Gene Ontology annotation, cellular component: oligosaccharyltransferase complex. The coding region runs from base 32 to 1018 and encodes 328 amino acids.